Molecule: messenger RNA, 1425 nt
Organism: Salvia hispanica
Lineage: Eukaryota; Viridiplantae; Streptophyta; Magnoliopsida; Lamiales; Lamiaceae
Source: RefSeq, a predicted model, not a curated record
UUCGAGAGUAGAAAAUAAUUGUGGCUUUCUUUACAGAAAAUGGUGUUGAGUUCUUUAGUUUUCUGCUUUUAUAAAACAAGUUGUGAGCUGGGGUUCACUGUUCAUGUGUGGCUUUCAUAACUUGGCCAAGCAAGUUUUUUGUUUCUAUUAUCAGUUUAUCACUCUCUCUCCAGAUUCCUUGAGCUAUAGUUGUUUGGUUGUGGUAUGUGAGAUAUGUUACCAUUUUAAAGAUUCUGCUCUAAGAAAACAAACAGUUAUGCCUUUUAUGGAUGCACAAUUACAAUUUAGUUAGGAAUUCAAACAUGCUAACCUUGUUUCUCUAUUGUUUGAAAUACUAGUACUACAAUUAUUUAGUUGGUGACCAUUGUUAUUGUUAUGUUGAUAUUCAUUUCACUAUUCUCUAUGGUAUGGUAGUUAUGUAACUUGCAUUAGUAUAUGUAGCAGGAGAAUAGAAUGUUGGUUGAGGGGAGCAAAGGUGGUUUGAAGUAAGUGAAUGUUUGUAACAGAGUGGUUUGAGUGGAUUCGUGUCUUUUGUUUUGUGUUUUUGCUUGGGGGAGAAAAAAGGAGAAGUAGAGUGAUUAAAGAAGAGUUUGAGAUCAAGUUUGUUAGGAAUGGAGUCACCCUCAAAAAGGGCCAAGGCCCCUGCAAUUGUUGCUCAUUGCUUGGUGGACGGAUGCAGCGCUGAUUUAAGCGCGUGCAGAGACUAUCACAGGCGGCAUAAGGUCUGUGAAGCUCACUCGAAGACCCCAAAGGUGACGAUUGGGGGUCGAGAGCAGCGCUUUUGCCAGCAGUGCAGCAGGUUCCACUCCCUGGUGGAGUUUGACGAGGGAAAACGCAGCUGCAGGAAGCGGCUUGAUGGGCACAACAGGAGGCGGAGGAAGGCCCAAACACGCAGCUCUACUCGAAUGGAGGAAAGGCUCGUGUCAUUCAGCAGCGAGCCACAGAUAGUAUCUGGUAUGAUGGGAUACCCUUGGUCUGGGGUGGUAGUGAACGACGGGAAUGAAAUAGGAGGCGUGUUGCAGCAGCAGCAGGUCAGCUACUUGGACACAGCAGCAGGUCAUCAACUGGGAAGCAGCAGCUUUGUAUCACCAAAUGUGAUGAUGGAGUGUGAUGGUGCUCUCUCUCUUCUGUCAUCACCCCCUCCCGCCAUCGACUAUCAUCAAACCACCUUGCAUUUUCCUCACCACAAUGUUGGAUCAUCCCAUCAAACUCUCUCUUUCAUGUGGGACUAGCUGCAGCUCUGCUCUGCCUCCUUCAUCAUCAAUGCUUCUCUCUCUGUCAAUUAUCAUGUGUGUUCAUUAACUUUUAAGCUUCAACCUCUCUACAAUAGAGAUUAGAGAAUGAGAAUAACUGUAACUGAACUGGAUUAAUGAUAAUAUGACUCUGCACUCAUUCUUGCCUGCAACUAAAUCACUCAUUUUUGUA